Molecule: messenger RNA, 570 nt
Organism: Triticum turgidum subsp. durum (durum wheat)
Lineage: Eukaryota; Viridiplantae; Streptophyta; Magnoliopsida; Poales; Poaceae
Source: the annotation of a GenBank genome assembly
AUGCUAUGUGAUGAAACAGCAGAGCCGAAGGCCUUGCCGCUAUCGCUUCUGAAAAAAAUCACACAUGAUUUCUCUGAUAAGCAGGCAAUUGGUAGAGGUGGAUUCGCGGUGGUUUAUAAGGGAAUGCUUGAGAAUAGAACCGUGGCCGUGAAGAGAAUGUCGAAUACGUAUAUGUACGAGAAGGAGUUCCAGCGAGAAGUUGAAUGUCUCAUGAUAGCGAAGCACAAAAAUGUAGUACGGUUUCUAGGAUAUUGUGCUGACACACAAGGGAAUAUGGCAAGGUAUGAAGGAAAAUUCGUCAUGGCAGAUGUCCAGCAAAGGUUGCUAUGUUUCGAGUAUCUUCCUAAAGGGAGUCUUCAUGAGUAUAUCACUGAUAUGUCUUGUGGACUUCGGUGGAGAGACCGCUAUCAGAUUAUCACGGGAAUUUGUCAAGGGUUACAUUAUCUUCAUCAUAAACAUAUUGUCCACUUAGAUCUAAAGCCCGCAAAUAUAUUGUUGGAUGAUAAUUGGGUACCAAAAAUUACCGAUUUCGGCAUAUCAAGGUGCUUUCUUGGCACCAGAAUCUUAUAA